This is a messenger RNA of Naegleria gruberi, 3396 nucleotides long. RefSeq lists its product as uncharacterized. The transcript has 2 exons. The coding region runs from base 100 to 3396 and encodes 1098 amino acids. The record is from RefSeq and is a predicted model, not a curated record. NCBI's taxonomy places the organism in Eukaryota, Heterolobosea, Eutetramitea, Acrasida, Naegleriidae.
AAAAUCAACAACGUGAUGAUCAAAUACUCACUUUAAUUCCUUCAUCAAAUUUCAUCAAAUACAAAAAUACACAUCAACAAAUAACUUCACUUGUCAAAAAUGUCAUUUGAAGAAUUAAAAACCAUCGAAAAGAUGGCUCCCUCCAAAAAAUUGAAAUUAGAUUCUGAUGAAAUUCCCUCCGAUCCAUACAAACUCUACAAGGACAGUUUCAAAAAGAAAGGUCAAUCCAAAUAUUCACUUUACAAAUCUUACAAUUUAGGAAUGUUGUGGUGUUCACUCAGUUUUGCAUUAUUUGCUUUAGAUGCUGUUAAUCCUUCACAAUACGUAACUGUGAGAAUUAAUUCAACACAAGAGGAAAUGGAGCAUUUUGAUUAUAUUUUCAAUUUUUCAAUGAGAAUUGCACAUUUGGUAACUUUUGGAGUUGCAUUUCUGUUUGGAUUAAUUUUGCUAGCUUGGUAUUCAUUGAUUAGAAAGAGUAUUUAUACAGGAGUGCAUUAUACGUUGCAUUUUGGAACUCUGGUUGGAUUGGGAAUGGCUGUCUUGAUGGAAUAUGUUUGCAUUUUGGUAUUUUACUUUUCCUUGUCUGAUUUUACAAAAUUUUCAGAAGUUUCACAAACAAUUUAUGUGUUUAGAGCCAUGUAUGGUGUUGCUUUGGCCAUUCACGAGUUGUGUGCUUAUAAAUUAUUGGCAGAAAUGUGUGAAACAGUUGAAUCGAGUCCUGGAAUCAUUAUUGGAUUUGCUUUGACUUCACAUCCGUUCAAGUUUGCUUUCGAUAAGAUUAUUUCACUUCAGGAUUGGAUUAGUUUGGAUCAGGUAUUGCAAAUAUCAUUACUUAUUGGUGCCUUGAUUGUCAUUUCAAUUGGUUCUUACUGUAGUUUGGAAGUUUAUCAAUAUUUGCAGAAUAAUCAUAAUUUGUUGAGAUCAAAUUUGGCAAUUCAAAAGGAUAUUGACUUUAUUGUAAAGAAAGGUUUAGUUAACUCAAAAUCUAAUGAGAAAUUCUCAAGAAAAUUCCUAGAUGCUGUCACUAGAAAUAUUCUCUACAUUGUCAUGAUGAUAUUUGUCUUACUAAUGACUUGCUUAUUCAGAUUUGGAGUUCAGUUGACUCCAAUGGAAACUGGUGGCACGUAUUGGAGCCAAAUUGUUGACUCGAGUAGAAACGAUGCAAUUUCUCUCGGUCUAGCUAUUCAAUUUAUUAUUCUGGUCACCCUACCAUUAUGUGGAGCUAUAUUGGAUCAAGGAGGUCAAUCAAAGGCCUCUAAAAAGACUGCCAUUCAAUUGAGAGAAUUGAAAGAACACAAAAAGACGCUCAUUCACAAUAAGGCCUUCAACUCAACUUCAACCACAACAACAGCAGAGAAGAUUUCAAAAUCAUUCAGACUCAAAUUUAGAGUGGUUUUUCUUUGUAUUGGAAUGAUCGUAUCAAUUAGUUGCUCCUUCUUUUAUGUUACUGAAAUUCCAGAUGACGUUCCAUUGUACGAUUUCAUUCUCAACGUGGUGACAUUCCUAUAUGCCAUUGGUGUUUCAAUCUGUACAUGCUCGACCUAUCUCAUUCCAAAAUAUUACUUUUCCAUUAAGAAUAAGAGAGAGAUUGAGGAAAAGGCGUUGAAAUUGAAGAGAAACAUGUCAGGAAACGUACCUAAAUAUCUACAUUACUUGUACAGUAUUUUCUAUGAGCAAACAGAGUUUAGUGGAAUUAGAUUCAUGACUUGGUUUGCAGUUGUUUCAAUUGUUAAGGAAGCUGCUCGUGUCUACCACUCGAGUACAAGUUUCAAUUAUGAUUUGAUGAUUAUUACUGCUGUUUUGGUAAUUGCCCUUUCAUUUGCCAUGUUUGGUUUCUUUUUAUUACUUUCAUAUUUUGAUUUCAAAUACAUGGUUCAAAAAAGUAGAAAUUCUGAUAAUAGAAUAAUUGAAAAUCAUCAACAAGGAGAAGAAAGUGUAAAAAGUGAUGAUCCAACAGAUGAAAGAUUCGAUCCUUCACAUUUAUUCUCAAAACCAUCACUUGGAGAACGAUUUAGAGAUAGAGGAAGAUCCUGGAUCUUGUAUUUAGGUUCAAUUCUGACAUGGCCAGUUGAUUUAAUGAUGAGUCUUAACUUGUUCUUGUUUGUGGUUUGUGUUUCUGGUGUUCCAACUGUUUUAAUUGCAAUUUAUGAGUCAACUCAACCAAGUACUAGACAAAACUCUCAUCCUGUCGAAAUUGUUUUUCUUCCAUCAAUGUUUGCUAUUUUCAUUUUCACUUAUUAUUUUGUUUACAAGUCUGCAUUUUUGAAAUUUGUUGGAUUACAUAUUUUCAAGUGGACUAGAAAGAUGUUUGAUUUGAUUUUUGACAGUGCCUAUUCCACAAUCAAGGGAAUGCCAAAUUGUACCUAUUCUUUCUUUAAACAUGAAACUGAGUUACUAGAAUUGAAGAAUAAGAGAAGAGACAAACGAUCCACUCAAUUAGGAGACACCUCACAAGCAGGAAAAGUUUUCGGUAAAUUAUAUGAACUUGCUGAACUGAGAGAAAAGAACAAGAAGGAGGAUGAUAAUGAAAUUGAACUCCUCGAUAAUGGUGAUCACAAUGUUGAUAGUUAUUAUGUAGCUUACAAUGACAUUGACCAACCACUACAAAAUACUCCAUCUCUCAAUGAAGAUCCAGAAUUCAAUUCAACUCAAUUCGAAGAAUUGGAAAGAAAGAAGAAUGAAUUUAUCAUUGUUACAGCAAAGGAUGAUCGAAUUUUCCCACACGAGGAAAUUCUAAUUGAAAAGAACACAGAUCGUGUCAAUGUUAAAACAUUUGAGAACAGAGAAGCCUAUGUGGAAUAUUUGAAUUCAAGAGAAUUUUUAGACAAUUUCAAUGAUAAGGAAUAUUCGUUCACUCCAAUUACAAACGGAACUGUCUUUGUGAAGAAGAGCAAGUUCAGUAGCAUUUACAGAAAUGAGAGAUACUUGAAAUAUAUUAGAGCUAUUAGACCAGGAUUGAAUUUUAUGAUGUACAUUGUCUUGUACUAUUGUGGCUUCUUCUUGAUUCCUCAAAUUUUCUCAUGGUUUCAACUCAAAGGAAUGCCAACCAUUACCAAUCCAUAUACUUUCUUAAUUGUUUCUUGUAAUUUCGUUUUUGGAUUUUUAAUGUUUUAUCCAUUAAUUUCUACUUGGAUGGAUAUUAAUCAAUCAGUUACAGCCUCUCUAAAGGAAUUUAUUGUACUAUUAGAAGAGACAGAAACGAAAUUCAAAGUCUAUGAUAAUGCAGAUACCAUCUCUUAUGAUACUAAUACUCAAAUUAAGAUUAAUUUAUCAAGAAAUAAGUGCUACAUACUCGAUAAGGACUUUGCCAUCGUUUGGCACAAGAGAAUGAAAUAUAUUCAAAAGAUUGUCGAUGCCAAAAUGGUUUAUUUGAAGAAUAAUUUAAUUGUAAGUUAG